UUACUAUAUUUCGUAUAAUUUGUAAAGGUAACUGAAUCUUAUUUCUCUGCCAAACAGUACUCCUGCGAUGUGAAUCCUUUCCUCAGAAUGCAACAAUUGCCGCACCGACCUCUGGGACAGGUGACUGGGAGCCUCAAAUGAAAGAAAGAAUAGUAAAUCGUACACUGCAACGAGACGUACUGUUUUGGACUGUAUCUAAGGGAACCCCAGAGCUGCUGGAAGCUCUUUCGACUCUCUUUUCAGAAGCCUUGAAAUCUCGUCUUUCCAUCAACUUCCCAGGGAGAGCAUCGCUGGCCGAGCCUGAUCCACGGAGUCCGCCACCCUUGACACUCAAACAAAUUAUAGCUGGUGUACAAUCUGCUCCAGAAGUUAUUGCUGAGACAAUGGAAUAUGCAAUCUGGAUUGCGGGAGAGGGAUAUAUUGAUACUGCGAACAUAGUUAUUGAGGCUUUAUGCGUCCACUACCCUAACGACUUCCCAAAGCAAAGGACGCCUUGCGCAUGGGGGUUUGAAUUCCUUUGGCACAAGUCUAGACGUCGACCAGCUUAUAUCGAGCCGUUCUGGGGUGCACCACCUGAUGACGCCACGCUUUGGGCUGCAUAUAGCGAUAUUCAACAACCCUAUCCACAGACAAAUGUCGAGAAAGCGCGCGCACUGGUAGUCGCUGAUGCCAAGAUCCUGGUAGGAAAUCUGAAUUUCCACACGUAUAAUGUGAACAUUUGCGCCGAGGUCGCGUUAGAGAUGGGUAUGAAAGCGAAGGCUGAGGAUUAUUUUGAUCAUAGCAUCCGUCUAUUGCAAGCCGAAGGGAAUCCUGUAUCACUCUGGACAGAAUUGAUGCGGUCAUUUCCUUUGGCAGACAUGAUUCUUUUAGGACGUGCUAGGAAGAUCACUGGUACUACUCCAGAGGAAGCUAUACAAAGAGCCAAAACCAUUGUUCAAGAAAUUGAACAGUGGCGGUCUACACACGCUAAACGUGUCGCUGCAGCAAGGGACCGCAGAGCUCAUCUUCGCGCCUUGCCUCUGAAAGAUCUCCUCAAUCAAAUCGGAAAAGAUCUCCGCAAGGACCCCGCCUCCCAGAGUGACAUAGAAGCGGCCGAAGAACGUCUCAAGAUCACCUUGCCUGCGAGUUAUACCGAAUUUCUCCUUUUUUCUAAUGGAAUGGACUUCAUACCUAGUAUCAACAUGCCAGGGCUACGAUCUGUGACAGAGCUGAAAUGGGAAUCUGCAGAGGAUCUGGGACUGGACGAACUUCCUGUGGAUUUAGGAUUAGCUACACCUAGUUUGGAGGAUUUGGCUAUAGAAGUACCGAAGCUUGGUCGUGUCCUGAUGAUUUCACAGGAGGCGGAUGAUGAAUAUCUGUGGCUCCUUGAGCCAUCGCAGGUCGAAAAUGCAUGGAAUGUGCUGCGACAGGAUGGGGUGAAGGCCAGCGGAUGGAGAGUCGCAUUGUGGCGCGAUUGGCAGGUCAAUAUUGGGUGGUAUGAAGAUUUCCGGGAUUACCUUGCAUCAGUUGCGCAAAGGCGUUGAGAUGCUUGGUGUGCUCGAAGCUCGAAAAACCCCGGGCUCGGCCAGUUUGUUGAAUGUGUGCAUGGAAAGAACGUUAUCUAAACAAGUGGUGUUUCGACUUUGCGCUCAGCGCUCAGAAGGGAACAAAGAUCCUUCUCAGAAGGAUCGAUGACAUAAAGAACAGCGAAGCUUGAGAAGAACUACGUAUUGCCAGCCUCAGAACAAAAUGCUCUUGCGCAAGUUUGUAAAUACCGUGCAUUUCUCAUCUGAAAGAUGAAAAGGAAACAAGAAAAAUGGAUUGCAGUGGCUGAAGAACACAUAUAUAAUCUGAUAUCAAUCGAUCGCCCAUCCGACAGCAUCAAUCAA
This is a messenger RNA of Lentinula edodes (shiitake mushroom), 1868 nucleotides long. RefSeq lists its product as uncharacterized. Lineage: Eukaryota; Fungi; Basidiomycota; Agaricomycetes; Agaricales; Omphalotaceae. The transcript has 5 exons. Bases 138 to 1523 code for a protein of 461 amino acids. The record is from RefSeq and is a predicted model, not a curated record.